AUGACGAUUUUAGCUGGCGACUGGCUACAAGGGGCUCAUGUCUAUGCACUCUAUGAAUCCUAUGGCAUGUCAAAGCAUCAAAUCGAGAUACUCUUCAUUGCCGGCUUUGGCUCCAGUCUACUCUUCGGAACCUUCAUAGGAUCAAUUGCAGAUAAAUUGUGCGUAUUUUUGAGUGUUCAGCUGCGAGAUGGUCGACGCAAUAACUGCCUCCUCUAUGGGAUCCUGUACGGGUUGUCAUGUGUCACAAAACACUUUGGAACUAUGGAAGUUUUGAUGGUAGGACGAUUUCUGGGAGGUAUCUCUACCAGCAUCCUCUUCUCUGCAUUUGAAAGCUGGCUCGUUUACGAGAACAACAAGAAAGUGAUAAUGUUUCAGCGAGGUUUUUCCGAGAAUGCCUUAGCAACAGUAUUUUCCCAUGCAGCUCUUCUCAAUGGAAUAAUCGCCAUCCUUUCCGGAUUGGCUGCUCAAGCGGCUGCGAACGCUUUUGGAUAUGUGUAA
Cylicostephanus goldi is the source of this 498-nucleotide messenger RNA. The record is from the annotation of a GenBank genome assembly. Lineage: Eukaryota; Metazoa; Nematoda; Chromadorea; Rhabditida; Strongylidae.